Molecule: messenger RNA, 1011 nt
Organism: Sipha flava (yellow sugarcane aphid)
Lineage: Eukaryota; Metazoa; Arthropoda; Insecta; Hemiptera; Aphididae
Exons: 8
Coding region: 131-883 (250 amino acids)
Biological process (GO): sodium ion transmembrane transport
Cellular component (GO): membrane
Molecular function (GO): ligand-gated sodium channel activity
Source: RefSeq, a predicted model, not a curated record
CACGAGGAACCCUCGUAUUCGUCAGACGGAUGACGAAUAACCCAUAUAAAUUACUAUAAACUGCCCACGGGAAUUUUUUUCCCAACUUGGUGUUUCAUUCUAUAUCUACUGUUUCUUUCACGAAAUUAAAAUGUUAAAAGAAUUUGCUGAUCAAUCAACAAUUCACGGUCUUCAUUAUGUAAGUAAUACAAAAAGUCAUUGGAUAGAAAGAGUAUUUUGGUCUCUCUGUUGUAUUAUGAGUUGGCUUGGUUCUGUUUGGCUAAUGAUGAAGUCUUGGGAAUCAUAUCGAACAAAUGCUAUUAGUUUUGUAGUGGAAACUACAUCAUUAGAAUUUCAAACAACUUUUCCAGGAGUUAGUGUGUGUGAAACAGAUAAUGCUGCCAAUGUUCAAAAAUUGUCUACUAAAAUAUUUGGUAACAAUCAAGAUUUCAACUAUGAUGAAAUCGUACGAGAAAUUGCAUAUUUCAAAGGCACUUCAUACUACAUUAAUGAAUUUUGUAUAACUGGACAAUACAACUGUCCAACUACCAACUUCAGUGAAUUAGCCGUUUCUGUGAGAAAUCCUUGUGAUUCAGUAUUUUUACAUUGCACUUGGAACAACAAACGUCAUUUUGAUUGCUGUAAGCAUUUUAUUCGGACAGAAACCGAAAUUGGAAUAUGCUAUACACUAACAAUGGCUAAUGAAUCACCAAAUUCUGAUGAUUACAUUAAUAUGUAUUCUAAUCGGAGCACAGGGCCAAGCAAUUUACUUAUCAAGCUAUUAUCGUCGAGUCAAGUUUAUAUUCAUUCAGUAGUAGAUGUACCAUAUUAUAAUACAAUUAGCACUGACAUUCUACCAGCUACAUUAGGUAUUUUCAAGCAACACAAAUUUUUUUAUCAAUGACAUGGAAAACGAAGACGAAGUCCAAUUUGUUGGUAUUGCGCAACGCAGAGAAAUCAGAACAUUGUGACAUUGAAGGAAUUAUUUGUUUAAAUACACAUUACGCUGAACUAUCAGUGUUAAAGAAAAAA